GCAUCCAUCAGUUUGAACGAGAAGCGCUUUGCUAACAUGACCACUGUCAUCUUUUAUUCUUAGCAGAUUUCCUGAUUAUAUUUCAUUCAUUUUAUUUAGGAAAAUUAUCGGCGGUGGAAAACAAUUUAUGGAAUAAAAAAAGAAAAGAAAACCAACAAAACAAAGAUGAGUGUGUUUGAUCAACGUAAACCGACGUUUUUAAAGACCUACGGAAAACAGAAGCGCAGAGUGGAGCAAUGGAUCUCCCCUGACCUGAGGAAGAAAGCCUUCUCCUUCUCCAGUACACCAUCAUCAGAUCAGUCCAUACCGGAGCUGAAUUCCAAGAAACGAAAAAAACCCAACCAAAAAAGCACAGCUUCAAGCAGCUCCAGGAAUCGCUUGGCAAAACAGAAAGCUAUGGAAGCCUUGAAAGACCCGGAGAGUGAUGAGAGUAAUUUUCUUCCAGAAACAGCUUUCAGGAGGAAACCAAGCACCAAAAUAAUUAAGAAGGCUGCAGUCCCAAGCAAAACGCCAGGCAUACCUGGAUUCACAGCCAGCAAGGAGGAACAUGACAGUCAGUACAGAAUGAGGAUAAGAAAAAAACGGCCAGUUUUUAGCAGCAGCGAGAAUGAAAGUGACUGUUUUGUCACAGAGAACAAACGUUCAAAUGCCCCCAGGCAGAGGAAGACUUCUAAGAUCAAACAUACAAAGCAAGAAGAGAACCGUGAACCAGUUGGUCUGCCCGAUGUGCACAGAUUUGUCACGCAGCGCAAGAGAGUGCCUCGCAUACAAUCUAAGAAACAGACUUGUGAAAAGAGUUUGGGAAUUUCCAACAACACCUUGAAUACGCCAAAAGACUUUAGCUUUGGAAUUCCUUCAUUUUCGAAUGGUAUGACCAAUCCAAAACAGUGCACGAUUCAACAGGAGUCUGAUACUAAGCAUCCUAUCGUGUUUCCCCGUGGCGAUCGCUCAGGCAGAGUGUUACGCGAAGUCUCGUUUAACGAUUUAGAGGAACGGACGAUGUCCUGUAAACACCCGCUGCUGUGCAGUACACCAUCCCUGGUUUCGAAACAAAUCCAGCACUGCCUUGAGCCCUCUCUCAGUGAGAUCUCGUCCUUUAUUUGUGACGAAUUGGACAAGCCUCCUACUCCUCAUUUAUAUGAAAGCUCAGCAAACGAUCUGAGGAGCAAACCACGUAAACCCCGCAUGAGGCAGAGGAGCGACAUGCAAGUAAAGGACUCCCCAAAAACUGAGACAGAGCAACAGAUAAAGGAGCAUGCAAAUGCGCAGUCCAUGUUGAGGAUGGAGAAACAUGAGACAUGCUCAAGUAGUGAAAUUGUGUCUGCUCGGCCACACCUAAAGCAAUUGAAACAGAGGGCUGUUGUCAUGCUGGAGGAGCUUGAAGUCUUGGACAUACUGUCAAAUAAAAGUGAUAAUAGAAAACAAGAGGACAAUAAAACAUAUUCUCCCAGUUCGGAUGCGGGUCCUGCCGCGUCAGCAAAUGCUAUAACAAGCUGCCUUGGCAAGCGAAACCGUCACUUGUCCUCGGAUUACGCCGUGUCGAACGGCAGUUCUCGUGAAACCACUUCUUGCAACCCAUCUUCCUUUUCAUCAGCUUGUCCUCUUUCGGCACCGCAAACCUCUGAGCUCAGUAAUUCACUCCAUGAGCAGAUUGAUCGUCUUAAGGUAGAGUGCCUGUCCUCUUGCCUCACUGUAAGCCUCCAGCAUCUGGACCUGAACACCAUCCCCAAGGCCCAGAAAAAGAUAACCGAGACCCAUAAGGACCUCCAGGUUGCUUCUCCUAUUUGUUCUGGAGCCAAAACUGGGCAAAAUUCCAGCAACUCGAAGAAUUGUGCUUCUUUGUUGGACACUGAAUCAGCAGAGCAAUCAUCUGGCAGUGAAUUCCAGACUGGAGGACUGGUUCGACAGCUGGCGAGCUCAUUCAUUCUAUCUACUAUCCCCCCCGCAACUGUUACAGCUCCAAGUAAAAUGCCGGCAGCGAAAGAAAACGCCAGUCUGUGUACCAGCCGUAAAGUAUGUGUGAGCGGCCUGAAUGCUAGCCGGUGGUCAAAGAGAGGUAUGAGCGAGCAAAAAAGAAAGCAGAGGCAUAAGGAAACUAGGACUAAACCAGGAGAGUUCUCAUCCAGCAACCUGCUGCCCACCGGAGCAGAUUCAUACAUUGGGGAACCUGCUUGUAGCUGGCUGCAGAGCAGCAGAGUGAUGGGAUUGCCCAAAACUCCUAUAAAACUGCUGAACCUUUCUUCCUUUCUGACUAGCUUCACUCCAGAAUCACUUACAACACACAACUGGGGGCGUCUCAAAGCUGCACUGUCCAUACACAAGAGGAAGACAGCAUUUAAAACCCCUCAGCGGCUGGCUCAAGGGAUGAUGGACACCAGUCUAGAGCUUUUUGGCACCCCGAGAUCUUAUAAAGCUUCGACUCACCUGCUCCUGUCCAGCAUAAACAAUACCUCUAUGAUUUCAUGUAAUGAAGACAUCAGUGAUGCAGAGAAAGUGUAUCAGGAGUGUCAGCAAGAAGGCCCCAUUUCCUUUGAUGAUUGCCUUGCUCCUGAAGCCAUGAAACACUGCAUUAAGAUUGGAGAGGGCACGUUUGGUGAGGUCUUCUCCAUUGUGAAUGACGCCAAGCAGACGGUGGCUCUCAAAAUUAUUCCAAUCGAAGGCAGUCAGAAAGUCAAUGAUGAAGCACAGAAAACGUUUGGAGAAGUUCUUCAUGAAAUUAUCAUUUCUAAGGAGUUAAGUGCACUCAAUUCCAAGGAGUACAACAAAACCAGUGGAUUCAUCGGCCUCAUUAAUCUUCACUGUGUGCAGGGGUGCUAUCCCAUCACCCUGCUCAAAGCAUGGGACAAGUUUGACAAAGAAAAGGGAUCGGAAAAUGACAGACCUGAUUUCUUUGGUGCAGAGCAGCUUUUUCUGAUCCUGGAGUUUGAAUUUGGAGGCAGUGAUUUGGAGAAUAUGAAUGGAAAGCUCGCAUCUAUGGCCCAAGCUAAAAGCGUGCUGCACCAGGUUACUGCUGCGCUGGCUGUUGCUGAAGAGGCACUUUGCUUCGAACACAGGGACCUGCACUGGGGAAACAUUCUGGUGAAAAAUACUAAAGAGAAGCAGAAUCAGUUUAUUCUGAAUGGAUAUGUGCACUCUAUAGAGACACGAGGAGUUCAUGUUAACAUUAUAGACUAUUCGCUCUCACGUCUUGAGAUCGAUGGCCUAACUGUGUCCUGUGAUAUUGCAAAUGAAGAAGAGUUAUUCAUGGGCCAGGGGGACUACCAAUUUGAAAUCUACCGUCUCAUGAAGAAAGAGAACAAUAACUGCUGGACGGAUUAUAAUCCUCACUCCAACGUACUGUGGCUACACUAUCUGGCAGAUAAGCUUUUGACUAUGAGGUACAGGAAUAAAUCACAGACAAGCCAACAGAGGGCCUUGAAAAGCAGCCUGAAGUCAUUUCAGUCAGAAGUUCUCAACUUUCAAUCAGCAAAAGAUGUCCUCAUGCAGUCCACUCUGUUUCAGUAAACUCCAGUGUGUGCUGAUGUUUUUUUUUAACAGUGCUUUCAGACCUGUUUAAAUUGUUGUAAAGUACAUUGUAGACUGAUGUAUUAAAUUCUUUGUAAAAAAAAAAAAAAUUAAUAAAAAAUCUAUGAAAAAGCAAAUAAAGAAAAAUGGAUUUUC
This is a messenger RNA of Silurus meridionalis, 3660 nucleotides long. RefSeq names its product histone H3 associated protein kinase (gene haspin). The transcript has 18 exons. Lineage: Eukaryota; Metazoa; Chordata; Actinopteri; Siluriformes; Siluridae. Gene Ontology annotation, molecular function: ATP binding; histone H3T3 kinase activity. Gene Ontology annotation, cellular component: cytoplasm; nucleus. The record is from RefSeq and is a predicted model, not a curated record. Gene Ontology annotation, biological process: intracellular signal transduction; protein phosphorylation; mitotic cell cycle. Bases 166 to 3504 code for a protein of 1112 amino acids.